This is a messenger RNA of Myxocyprinus asiaticus (Chinese sucker), 3922 nucleotides long. It is a transcript of the gene cplx2b, whose product is annotated as complexin 2b. The record is from RefSeq and is a predicted model, not a curated record. Gene Ontology annotation, molecular function: syntaxin binding. Gene Ontology annotation, biological process: regulation of neurotransmitter secretion; synaptic vesicle exocytosis; neurotransmitter transport. The transcript is spliced from 4 exons. Bases 260 to 664 code for a protein of 134 amino acids. NCBI's taxonomy places the organism in Eukaryota, Metazoa, Chordata, Actinopteri, Cypriniformes, Catostomidae. Gene Ontology annotation, cellular component: SNARE complex; terminal bouton.
GAGCGAGAGAUAAGGAUGAUUUAUCAGGAGGCAAUGAAUGCUUUGCUAUGUUCCAGCUAUCCAAGCAUGUUGUUUUCUUUAUCGUUCUGUUAGGAAUUCUUCAAGAAGAACAAAUUGCAAAAUUCAAUAAACUGGUAUAAAGGAUUCAUCAGGACACAUAAGAUAUAUACACUGUGGUGGAUCAACAUAAUCAGGAUCACAGUUAGACUAAAUGCAACAUUCUCUUUAGCUUUAAGAGGACCAGAUAUCUGAGUGCAUCAUGGAUUUUGUGAUGAAGCAAGCACUGGGCGGGGCCACCAAAGACAUGGGGAAGAUGUUAGGUGGAGAAGAGGAGAAAGACCCAGAUGCCCAGAAGAAGGAGGAAGAGAGGCAGGAGGCCCUGAGACAACAAGAGGAGGAGCGGAAGGCCAAACAUGCUCGCAUGGAGGCGGACAGGGAAAAGGUCAGACAGGCCAUUCGAGAUAAGUAUGGACUAAAGAAGAAAGAAGAGAAAGAAGCUGAAGAGAAAGCGGCUAUGGAGCAAGCUUGUGAGGGCUCCCUUACCCGCCCCAAAAAGGCCAUUCCAGCUGGCUGUGGGGCAGACGACGAGGAGGACGAGGAGAGCAUUCUAGACACCGUUCUCAAAUUCCUUCCUGGACCUCUGCAGGAUAUGUUUAAAAAGUAACAUACACAAAGCUGUUUGUGAAGAAAGAUGGGUGAUGGGGGGGAUUUUUGCCAAACAGGUGAAAGGCUUUUCGCCGCCUUGUCGGAAUUUUAUUUUUACCUUUCUACGAAUAGAAUCACAAUUCAUAACCCAACAAACGUUUUGUCUUUUCACUGCCAUUCAGGUUCAAAUUGUUUACACUUUCUAUAAAUCUUUCUAUUUGUUUACUAAUGCAUCACCAGGGUCUCUGAUACUUUGAAAAUGAUCUGCCUUGGGUACUCAUCGAUCAGCCCCACACAAUUACAGCACAUUCCAAGAUGUUGAUAUUGAGCUCUGGCACUGGGUAUAUGAUGGUUCUUUUGAUUAAGUAACAUAUUUAUUUAUUUAGCUAUCUUUUUUUUGUUUUUCUUUUUCUCAACCUGUAGACUCUCUAAUGAGAUGCAGAGUGGCUUAAGGGCACUUUAAAAGCAGCAGCUUGAUAUAAUUUUUCCUUUCUGCACAUAAAAUGUUGUCAGUGAAGUGUAGAAUGCAGCUGUUAUGCAUCAGGUCAAGAUUCUACUAUAUGAGAAAAUUAGUGGGUUUUAUGUUGCUAAUGAUACGAUAGCCGCUGAUAUACUUUCUUAGUUGUGCCAUUUUUGACCACUUGAAUGCUCAAAUGGUUUACAGCCUGGCAGUUCACUUUUAUCUGUUAUGUAUUGUUGUUUAGCUUUUUUUAAACAUAAUUUUCUCUCUCAUAGUUUUUUAUUGUAGUGUGAAAAAGAAUUUGGCAUGACCACAAGUAACAUUCACAUUAGCCUUGCCAGCAAUGAUACCAUAUCAGGAAAAGCAACAGUUUAUCUUUUUACAAACUGGACCAAAUCACUUGUACAGUUAAGAGUCAUUCAGAAUGAUUCAGGAUCUCAUAAACAAGAAAUUACAAAGAAUCUAGAGAAGUUUGUCUUUUGAAGUCACGGCACAUUUUCACUGCCAAAACAGAUGAACUGAUGUUUGAUUACUCACAAAUGACAAUCAGAAACAAGCACUGUAAAUCUUAGAUAGAAUAAAUGAUAAUAAUAAUAUUACAGCCGGUCUCAUAAAAAAAAGAAAAAAAAGAAAAAAUGUGUUGUUUGUAGAUUUUUGUGUCAAUGAUUGAUCAAUCUGAAAUGUUAUUUCAUGCAUAUGGAAUUAAAACUGUGGAUAUUGGUAGAUAGUUUCACAAUAUGAGAAUGCCUGCUGUACCUGUACCAUCAGAAUUGUUAAAAGAAAGACCUGGCUUUUAAUGUGCUUUUAGUACAAAGUAGGUUAUUGUAUAUGUUAAUGUAAAAAAAAGCCUAAAUGUAAAAUAAUGAAUUAAGUGUUAUUGCAAAAUUUGAGGAAUUAUUUUAGCAGAUUUUAUUUCACAAAGAAUAAUUAAGAAAAGAAAGAUGCAUGAACUUCAAUCACAAUAGUAAAAACAUACCAAAGAGAGAAUGAUCUUGAGCAAAUGUCAUAUGAACACAUCUAGUAAAAGUUAAAGGUACAUGUACUGUGCAAUGCUGAUAAAGCAUGUUAAAUUAUUUUUUUCAUAAUAACACUUUCUUAUAUCUUAAAAACAACAAUCAUUCUUGCCUGCUGCGAAACAGAACUAUAAACAUGAUAAUAAGUUGCUUACAAAAAAUGCUAGCUCAUGUUUGGUCCAAAAUAUCCAUCUUAGUGCUGGUAAAGUCUGAUGUGGGGAUGCAAAUAUAAUCAUUUGAGGCUUUUUUUAUUGAAUUAUUAAUGUUUUUAAGCAUUGAGUAAACACUGCCAUUUGAUAAACACAUUGGACACUUAUUUCAGGGGAUGGUUAAAUGUUUACAUAACUGUUUAUUAGUACUGGUGUAAAGAGUCAAGCUCAUUUUGUAAAGUAAUGCCCAACUGGGGAUUGUAUUGCAUGAUAUAUAUAUAUAUAUAUAUAUAUAUAUAUAUAUAUAUAUAUAUAUAACCCUAUAGAUAAGUUUACAUUUUUUCCAUUACACAUAACUUAGUAGUUGUAUGUUUUCCAAACAAUCAGAUAAAAAAUGUGUCCCUUUUUUAAACUACGAUAGGAGAAAACUACAGGAAUGUAUCCAUACCCAUUAGGCUGGUUGUUCUGAUCAUAAUGCCUUUUAAGAUUGUGAAGUUUAUUUAAAACAUCUUAGUAAGAACAGAACGACAUACUUAAGAAUAACUCAUCAUGUUAAUUUUAGCAGUACAGAAGUAAUUUUUAUUUAAUUAAAUUUUUUUAUUAAAUUAUAAAGAAAGAAUGAGAUUGACUUUUUAAUAUUUGUAGUGCUGAAAUGUUUUUUUCACUAGUCAAAGCCAUAUUGUUAGAUUGCAAUAAUUAAUGAAAACAUAAUACAUAGGUAAAUCACCUUGUAGUCAAGCAUCUGUUUUCUGUAAAAAAAAAAGAAAAAAAAAAGGCAUAAAAUAUUGAUAUCUAUUUAAUUUGUCUUUAAACUCUUCAUAGUUCAUGUCAGAAUGUGUAUAUACUGUAUAUAGACAUUUCCGUAGAAAGAGAAUCUUUUUAAAAGAUUGCUAUUGUUGUAACAUCUUCUCUGUGUACUCUAUGUGUUCUCAAUGUAAGUGUGUUUUUAUGUGUGUCUGUACGUGUUUGUGCUGUUAUUUCACGUCAUACCUGUUGAUGUCUCUUAAAUCGCACACUCAGAGCAGGCUGUGCCCGCUGUCAUGGAGAUGGUGGAGUCAGGAUGUGGGAGUUCAUGUAUGCAUGCAGUUGAACUUUGCAUUAAAUACCAAAAUAGAACAUCAGGUUGUCACAUGUUUAUGUAUUACUGUCCCUGCAACAGAAGCUGCAUCCUUUAUCCAGGUCUCCAGGGCUUGGAUCCCAUCUGUUUAAUGGGAUAUUAUGAAUUUAUCAGGCCUAUCUUCAGGGUGUUAGCUACUGACAGAACUGAGUGAUCAUUUAAAAAGAGAUGGUAUUGCUAAACUAGGACAAUUUCUAGUCGGUUAUCCAUUGCAACUGAUCUCUGACAAAACAAAAGUGAUAAUAUUAUAUAGUUGUACUUCAAGUAUACCUCUUGACAUAUAUGACAUCCAUGCAAUGUGUCUUGGAGCAUCCUUUCAUGAGACAGUCCACUUAAGUUAAUAUUCAACCUAACACACUUCUAUUUUGGGGGCCACUAUAUAAUUAGUUUAUUCACUAAUUUCAGAACAGUUUAGGUGUCAAUUCUCCUUUUAUUGAUACUUCCAUCUUGUCAUAUGUAUCACAGUCACAUUUGGAUUAUUAUUUUCAUGUACUUUUUUUUACAUGAGCAUUACAUAAUAAACAACUGGGUAAAAGGG